GUUCAAAAAUGUCAAUUGAAAAACUCACCCCCUCAACCAUGUCCCCCGAAACGCCCAAACAUCGCUCGAAAGCGGACAAGAAAUCAAAAUCCUCCACCCACGGCGAGAAGAAGCGGAAAAGAGACCACCACCACGACGAAGACGACCCCAAGACAACCAAAAAAUCAAAGAAACAAAGAAGAGACAAACAUGUUUCCUCCGCCCACUCCACAGUCACACAAGCACCAAAGACAGAUCCCUCAUUAUCGCCGUUUCAUUUACAAACCUCAUCCCUCUACCUCCCCCUCGCGCCCGUCGCCCAAAAAUACCCCCUCGAAGGCCUCUGCGCCGAACACCUCUCCCCGCUCCUCUUAACAUACUACCCGCCCUUCCGCGGCGUAAUACUCUCUUACACGAACCCACGACUCUCCGAGACCGCGUUUGGAUCCUCAGCCCCAAACCCCAACUCAGAAGAAGAAGGAAAUGGAUUAUUACUCCAUAACAUUGACGAGUACGCCGUUUCCUGGACCUGGCUAACGGCCGAUUUCCUGCUCUUCAAGCCCGAGCGUGGGGUUGAGUUGGAGGGGUAUGUGAAUCUGCAGAACGAGGGCCACUUAGGGGUUGUGUGUUGGAAUUUGUUUAACGCGAGCGUGGCGCGGGAGAGGAUGCCGGCGGAUUGGGUGUGGAAGGAUGUUUCUGAGAUGCAGAAUAAGGAGGGCGGGGGGAAUGAGGGGUAUGCGGAGGAUGGGCAGGGGUGCUGGGUUGAUGGGAAUGGGGAGAAGGUUGAGGGCGUGGUGAGGUUUAGGGUUAAGGAGAUUGAGAGUAGUCAUGAUAGGGAGAGGGGAUUUUUGAGUAUUGAGGGGACGAUGUUGGGGGUUGAGGAGGAGAGGGAGUUGGUUGAGAGGGAGAGGGUUGGGGAGGGUGGUGGGAGGGAUAAGGCGGGACGGAGAUUGGGUGGAGAGAAGGCUUUGGGGGCUACGAUAUUAGGAGUUGUGAGUGAGGAGAGUGCUGAGAAGGAGAAUAAAGGUGAUGGAAAGAGACCUAGGCAGAGAUAUUGA
Molecule: messenger RNA, 1037 nt
Organism: Mollisia scopiformis
Lineage: Eukaryota; Fungi; Ascomycota; Leotiomycetes; Helotiales; Mollisiaceae
Exons: 1
Coding region: 9-1037 (342 amino acids)
Biological process (GO): DNA-templated transcription initiation
Cellular component (GO): RNA polymerase I complex
Source: RefSeq, a predicted model, not a curated record